UGCUAAUCAACUGAAUGUUAAUUCAAGGUUGACUGAAACGUUUAUAGAAAUAAUCAGUUGUUUAACACUGCAUUAUUAUUAUUUGAUAAUGCGUUUGCGAGUAUGAUUUACGUCGGAUGAUUUUAAUUGUGAUUGGGCAGUUUGAUUUCAAUGAUGCAGGAUUCGAUGCAUUUGUACAAAGAGAUUUAGGUGGCAUUCGUGGUGCGCACAAGAAUGUGAGCGUCAAUGGAACGAUAAAAACCGUACAUCUGUUUCUUGGAGUUCCUUAUGCAAAGCCUCCGGUUGGCCGGCUGCGCUUUCAGAGGCCGGAACCAUUUUUAAAUUUCACGACUGAUUCUACCAAGUACAACGGAAACUACUUCCGGAGCGCUUGCGUCCAAUCCGUGGUCAGAAAACCGGUUUUCACAAACCAGUCAGAAGAUUGUCUAUACUUGAAUAUAUACAAACCUGCAAAGGCAAGUAAUCUCGCGAUAAUGAUUUGGAUUCACGGCGGCGGUUUUACUUCCGGUUCAGGUGACCAGCUCAACAUGGAGUACUUGGCUGCAUUCGGUAAUGUCAUUGUCAUAACAUUUAAUUAUCGUCUUGGUGUAUUUGGCUUUUUUAGUACUAUGGAUGAAAAUGCCAUGGGAAAUUAUGGUUUGUGGGAUCAAAGACUUGUGUUUCAAUGGGUUAAGAAAUACAUCCAUUCCUUCGGUGGAGAUCCAAACAGAAUAACAAUCUUUGGUCAGUCCGAAGGUGCUGUCAGCUGUUCUUUACACGCCAUGGCAGAAAUGAAUCGCAAUUUAUUUCAGAGAGUGAUUACACAGAGCGGUAGUGCAAUGUCCGUGUUAAACAAUAUAUCUGUUGAUGCCCGACUUAACGCCAUACAUGUUGCAGAAGAAGUCGGAUGCCAAAUCACAAACGAAGAUUACAACAACAAAAGCAAACUUGCAGACAUGGUACAAUGUGUAAGGAAUAUGGACGUACAAACAAUAAAGGACGUAAUGAUAACAACAAGAAACAAAGACCAAGUUGAGGGUUUACCUGUAUUCUUGCCAGUUGUCGACGGCGACUUAAUAAAGGUUGAUCCGAGAGACCAGAAAAAGUUAGAAACUGAAAAUAACGAAGGUCUUCAAUUUUUUGGAUCACUGGAUUUUCUUAACGGAAUCACGAGUUGGGAGGGUGUUUCAUUUAUGCAUAUAAUACAAAAUGACAUUAAUGAUUUAUUUAAACCUCAACCACGUUCGGAAACCAUUGACAACUGGCUUAAUCCAUCAUUGAUUGAAUCUAUUUUCAAACGAAAGUUUCCAAAAGAAAUUCAACAGGUGGUUUGGAACAGGUAUACGAAUUGGGAUAACCCGUUAAGUCCAGAAACAGUUCGGAAACAACUACUCCAAUUCCUCGGCGAUGUCGCAUACAAUGUUCCCGCAGUUCGUGCUGCCCGUGAACACUUCAAACGUGAGUAUGAUACCGGAUCCGGGAACUACCUUUAUCACUUUGUAGCUGAGCCACCUGUUCAUGUCAUGGAAACUCCCCUCUGGAUAGAGGGUGCUACUCAUGCAGACGACCUAUUGUUUCUGGUAGAAAUGGACAACUUUGACAACUACUCAGACUGGCAGCGACAACUGUCGGUAUCAAUGAUGACAUAUUGGGCUAACUUUGCGAAAACCGGGUCACCGAAUCAAGUCGACAGCAUUCCAAAAUGGGUUCCGUAUAAUGACAGUCAGGAAAUUUAUCUCGAAUUCAGCCAGGAUAUGGGUCCGCAUUCCCUCAAGAAACACCUUUAUUCCGGUGAAACCAACUUCUGGCUAAAGGUGUUCCCUGAUCUUAUCAAGGCAUUCGACAAUAUGGAAAUUGCGGAAAAUCAGUCGUGUACAUCUGCCGCAAUGCGCAAGAGCAACAUUGAUAUAUUGCUGUUAAUCAAUGCCAUUAUCUUUGUAUACAUAUAUGUCUAAUUUGAUUGGAAAAAUGUCCUCGUGAGCAAUCUAUUUUAUGACUAUAUGUUAAGGUGAAUUCAUGUACAAAUCAUAUAUUAAAGCCGUCAUGAAUGGUAGCACAAGUCAUUGUAAUAGAAUCAUGGCCUUUUUACUGCUGCUUAUUAGAUUAAAGCGUAUAUUCAGUGUUCAAGAAACAUUAAAGCUUAUGGUUAACCGCAGCAAUUGCAUCAAUCUUACUUUUUUAUUUCAUUUGCUUUAAGAAAACAUUUGCAAUAAAUCAGUUGAUAGAAAUUUGUUUACUCUUUUCUUUGAACAACCCGCCAGUUUAAUGGAUGACUAUGAUUGAAGUGAGAUUACUACUGCCACGUCUUGACUUCGCUAAUUGUGUAAGCAAAUAAAAAUACUAUUGUUGUUUUGGUUAAUAUCCUUCUCAAAAAAUGUGUUCCUCAAAAUAAUUGUUCUUAGCAAAACAAUUGUUAGGGUCGGAGGUUGAUUUUAAGGUAAGUAUAUCUACCUGAAUCCCAUAUAUGUAUUUACUUUAAAAUAUAUUCAAAUAAUUGUCAUAAUUUAGAGUAUCAAAGCCCUAUCUCAACAUUUUAAACUGUAAUUAUGAAUUGUAUUGAAUUUACCAAUGUUUUAACCUGGUGUCGAGAAAUAUCAACAGGUAUUUUCAUUGUUUUAUCUUUCUAUCCGAGAUUCUUUGAUUGCCAGACAACUCAUAAGGCUCAAAAGACAGGAUAUAAACUGUUGAAAUUGAUAAAGCUGCACUAUCACAGAUUGAUUGUUUUAACUUUUUUAUUGUUUCUUUUAUUGAUUAAAAAUCAAAAUGAACAUUCACUUGAAGAAAAUUAAGCUCCUAUUUCAACAGCAAUAUUUUGCUGUUGAGCAAUGUCAUUGUGUUUUUAUACAUACAUAUAUAUCUAAUAUGUUUGUAAAAUAUUGCUUCGUUUCAUAUGUUUUCAACAGAAUAUCACAACUUAAACGCAUACGUAAUCUGAACAGAAAAUAAGUUUGAUGACUUAAUAUCUAGAUGACUACAUGUACAGAGCAUAUAUUAAAUUAGUCAUAUGAGGAUGACUAGUAGCAUAAAUCAUUGACAGAUUUCUUCUAUUUAGUCCUUUCAAAUUGAUGCAUGCAUUUAUUAUACUGAAAUCAACUUAGCAUGCAUUUGUUAAUUAAAGGGUACAUUACUUCGGCCCCUUUCUGUCUAUACAGCGUUUAUUUGUGUACUGCAGUAAUGAAUACAUAUUUCUUAUAUUA
Molecule: messenger RNA, 3176 nt
Organism: Mya arenaria
Lineage: Eukaryota; Metazoa; Mollusca; Bivalvia; Myida; Myidae
Product: liver carboxylesterase 1F-like
Exons: 2
Coding region: 117-1934 (605 amino acids)
Biological process (GO): modulation of chemical synaptic transmission; chemical synaptic transmission; postsynaptic membrane assembly
Cellular component (GO): synapse; cell surface
Molecular function (GO): signaling receptor activity; neurexin family protein binding
Source: RefSeq, a predicted model, not a curated record